GAGAGGAAAAAAAAAAAAAAAAGUUGGCACAAAAUCAACCAAUGCUGAAAAAUUAGGGUUUUCUACAGCAACAAAGAGAGAGAAAAACAAUGGGAGGAAAGGGAAAGAGAAGAAGAGAGAAAAACUACAGGGCUGCUCAUGGCGGCUACAGUGGCCUCCCUCCUCCACCCAAAGCUUCCCAACUCGAUGCUUUGCCUUCUAAACUUCGCAAAAUCAUGUCUUUCACUCACCACCAAAAUGGGGCUAAUGGGUCGUCAAAGACCAAGAGUAACGAUGAUGGGCGUGCCCAAAAUAAGACUGCGGCAGAGGAAAGAGGUGAUGCUGGAACUUUAGAUGUCAAACUGGAGAAUAUUAAUGGAGAAUUGAAGGCACCUCAACAUAUGGAAGUCAGUGAUGAACAGAUUUUAGAAAAUGGUGCAAUUGACAAGAAGAAGAAAAAAAGAAAGAGAAAGGAAGUUAAAGAUCUCAGGUUUGCAAUGGAAGUGGAUAAAACAAGCUCUCAGUUAAAAAGAAAGGAGCGUAGAAAAAAGUAUUUGGAAUCAAAAAAGAAGCACAAAAAAUCCCAUGAAAAAGAAGAAAUGGACUUCCCUGGACAUGAAAAAAUAAAAUUCGGAGAUAUUGUACAAGCCCCACCCAAGUUAGCUGUUCCUUCUAAGGUAUUCAAGAAUGCUCAAGAUGCUUCUCAAGAGAGGCUUAGACUCCGGGCUAUAGAGGAAUACAGGAGUCGCAAAGGAUGGACGUCAAGGCCAGGAAGUCACAUUCCUCCUCCAGUGACUAUGUCAGACUCUUAAGUCACUCGGCAUGUUGUCAAGCAUACUAUGCUUACAUGAGGUUUAUCUUCAUUCAGAGGCAAUUUAUGGGUUCUUACAAAAGUAUAAUCUGAUGACACAUUUGUUCAUGUGUGGAAGUUGUUACUUAUACCAUUCGAUCCAUGAAAAGCCAAUUUUUGAGCUGGAUAGGAUAGCUAAAUUUUGUUAGAUUAUAAAGAAAAUUAUCAACUGACAAUGAUGUUAUUUAUAUUUUUUAUUUCUUAAUAUUCUUUAAUCUAUGUUUACCUUGGUUAGCUUUCAACUUUGCUUUAAGUGAUGAAAUCCAUCUUUGAACAUCUGAUA
Cajanus cajan (pigeon pea) is the source of this 1112-nucleotide messenger RNA. Its product is annotated as coiled-coil protein. NCBI's taxonomy places the organism in Eukaryota, Viridiplantae, Streptophyta, Magnoliopsida, Fabales, Fabaceae. The record is from RefSeq and is a predicted model, not a curated record.